Messenger RNA from Arachis stenosperma, 2631 nucleotides. RefSeq names its product G-type lectin S-receptor-like serine/threonine-protein kinase LECRK3. Gene Ontology annotation, biological process: protein phosphorylation. Lineage: Eukaryota; Viridiplantae; Streptophyta; Magnoliopsida; Fabales; Fabaceae. Gene Ontology annotation, molecular function: ATP binding; protein serine/threonine kinase activity. The record is from RefSeq and is a predicted model, not a curated record. The transcript has 2 exons. The coding region runs from base 1 to 2478 and encodes 825 amino acids.
AUGGCUUCUAAAUCCCCCAUUCUCAUUGUUCUGCUCUUUCUGUCUUCUAUUCUACUGCUACACUCAUCACUUGCAGAUGCAGAUGAUGGAAUAACCAAGAUUGAGUUGGGUCAUUCCCUCUCUCCAAAAGGAAACCAAUCUUCAUCAUGGUUAUCAAGUUCUGGCCAUUUUGCAUUUGGAUUUUACCCUCAUGCUCAAGGCUAUGGCUAUGCUGUUGGUAUAUGGCUGCUUGGUGAGCCUGACAUUACUCUAGUAUGGACUGCUAACCGCAACGAUCCGCCGCUACCUUCUUCCUCCACCUUACUUUUGACCAUUGAUGGCUUGGUUCUUCAACAAGGACAAAAGAUUACUAAUAAUGUCACAGGGGCUUCUAUGGCAUCCAUGCUGGAUUCCGGAAACUUUGUAAUCUAUGAUGAUUCACAUGUUGUUGUGUGGCAAAGCUUUGAUCAUCCAACCGAUACCAUUUUAGGAGGUCAGAACUUAACUGCAGCAAACAGAUUGGUGUCUAGUUUGUCCAAAACAGAUCAUUCCACUGGACUUUUCUAUCUUAUCAUGCAAGAAUCGGAUAGCAACCUUGUUGCUUAUCCCCUCAAAACCUUACCAUACGCUGAGGAUCACUACUGGGCUGAGAUUGACAAUGCUACUACCGGUUCGGUGCAGCUGAGUCUUAACACGGAAGGAUUUCUUUGCCUAAGAGAGCAUCAAUGUUUUGUCAACAACACAAACUUGUUGAGAAAUAGCAAUUCUCAGAAACAGAACACAACCUCAAUAUACCGGGCAACAUUUGAUUUUGAUGGGGUUUUCAGAUUGUAUGAGCACCAAUUUGAUGGUGAGGGAAAUAGAAGGCCAUUAAGUGUUGAAAUUAGGUGGGAAGCCUUGCAUGAUAAAUGCCAAAUCAAUGGUUUUUGUGGCUUCAACAGUUACUGCUCCAACACCAAUAUGUGUCACUGUUAUCCUGGUUUCGUCCCCAUCAGCAGCAAUGGCAUGUUUCUGGAAUGCAAACUGAACUACAGCAAAGAUGAAUGUCAAUCUAAUCCUGACCCAUCUUCGCUGUACGAUGUUACUCUUUUGGAGCACAUGUCAUGGAGUGAUUUCCCAUAUUUGGUUACAAAAGAAACAACAAUGGAAGCAUGUGAGGAGUCUUGCAAGGAAGAUUGUGAUUGUGGGGGAGCAUUGUAUGCAAAUAAUGGUGGUAUCUGCAGCAUAUACAGGCUUCCACUCAGAUAUGGCAGAAAGGUUCCAAAUGCAUCAGACACAGCCACAGCCAUUUUCAAAGUGCCUUAUCAUUCAGGAUUUCUAAUUAACCAAACACAUCUAGACCCGGAUUCCCAUGUUGUUGUUGAUAACAAGAGAAGCCUAAUACUGAUUCUAUCCUCUUCUUUGGGCUCUGUCACAUUGCUCUGUGUGAUCAUUGCUGUCUCGGUUUUCUUCAAUUAUAGGCAUCAUGUUUAUAGUUAUGCAAAGUUGUCUGCAAGCUCAAACCUGGGAUUCACCAAGGAAUGUUCAUUGCGUUCGUUUUCCUUUGACGAACUUCUGGAAGCAACUAGUGGCUUCACGGAAGAGAUAGGAAGAGGGUCUUAUGGAGCAGUUUAUAAAGGAACAGUAACAGGUGAUGGUAGUAACAAAAGCGUUGCUGUGAAGAGACUAGAGAGGAUUGCUGAUGAUGAAGGAGAGAGGGAAUUCCGAGCUGAAGUUACUGCCAUUGCUCGAACUCACCAUAGGAAUCUGGUUAAGCUUGUUGGGUAUUGUAUUGAAGGGUCAAGGAAGCUUCUUGUUUAUGAAUAUGUUAGCAAUGGCUGCCUCGCGAAUCUUCUGUUUAAGGGUAAGAAUCAUCAUCAUCAUCAUCAUGAUCAGGCACUUCCAUGGAAAGAGAGGAUUAAAAUUGCAUUGGAUGUAGCCAGAGGAGUGCAGUAUCUGCAUGAAGAGUGCGGAGUUCGAAUCGUCCAUUGCAAUCUUAAGCCACAAAAUAUACUGAUUGAUGAAGCAUGGACAGCAAAGAUAUCUGAUUUUGGAUUAGCACGGCUUUUGAAGCAGCCUCAACAACCAGAGUUUCUUACUGAUGAUGAGGUAAGAAGCAGUUACUUGGCACCUGAAUGGAAGAAUGAGGCAUCACCAUCUUUAUCUUCAUGUUCAUCUCCAUUGGUGUCUGUGAAAGUUGAUAUUUACAGCUAUGGGGUUGUGGUGUUGGAGAUAGUGUGCCGCAGAAGAAGUAUAGAUGUAAAUGUGAAGUGUCCAGAGGAGGUUCUUCUUUCAAGUUGGGUGUAUCAGUGUUAUGCAGAAGGAGAGUUGAGGAAGCUUGUUGUUAAUGAAUCAGAAGAAGAGGAUACAGAUUGGAAGACAUUAGAGAGAAUGGUGAAGGUGGGGUUGUGGUGUGUGCAGGAUGAUCCAUCACUGCGUCCUUCAAUGAAGAAUGUUAUCUUGAUGUUGGAAGGUUGGAAACCUAUUCCAACUCCUCCAUCUCCUCUUGCUUCAACUUAAUUUAGCAAUCUUACUAAUGCAUAUUACAGCAUUGUUGUUCCUUCAGUUUCUUAUAUACAUUAUUCGUGUUUAUUUUUUUCAUACAUUAUUGUAACUGUAUGUUUAUAAAGGCUAGUAGCUUCCAUGAGUGGGAGUUUGUUCAUGAAAUAAAUA